Molecule: messenger RNA, 2626 nt
Organism: Sander lucioperca (pikeperch)
Lineage: Eukaryota; Metazoa; Chordata; Actinopteri; Perciformes; Percidae
Gene: sat2a.1
Product: diamine acetyltransferase 2
Exons: 6
Coding region: 167-676 (169 amino acids)
Molecular function (GO): N-acetyltransferase activity
Source: RefSeq, a predicted model, not a curated record
UCCCUCCAGGGCGCUUUCAGCUCAGUUCUCUUCCUGUUUUGGUAGGAGUUCGUGAAGAAGAGGACAGCUGCAGACCUCCACAGUCAUUUUUCACGUUACAUCCGUCCAAAUCCACAAUCGGAGAACCGCCACACGUCGUGAGCAUCACAUCAUCACACCACACAACAUGGACUUCUCUAUCCGUGCAGCUAACGUGGAGGACUGCAAGGACAUCGCGCGGAUGAUUGUGGAGUUGGCUGAAUAUGAGAAAGUCGCAGAUCAUGUAAAAGUCACUCAGAGAGACUUGGAGCAGGACGGCUUCUCCAAGAACCCGUUCUUCCAUGGGAUUAUCGCUGAGGUGCCAGAACAGCACAAAACCAAAGAAGGCCAUACGAAGAUAGGAUAUGCACUUUAUUUUUAUUCCUACAGCUCAUGGUCGGGCAGAGCCAUUUAUAUGGAGGACUUGUACGUGAUGCCUGAGUUUAGAGGGAAGGGCAUUGGUAAAGCGCUUAUGAGUAAGGUAGCUCAGCUGGGCCUGGCUGCCGGCUGCAGCCAGCUUAACUUCACCGUCCUGAACUGGAACAAACCAUCUAUGGACUUUUACCUCAGCCAGGGCAGCUUCGACGUCACGGCUGACAUGGGCUACCACUGUAUGCGCUGCGAUGGAGAGGCGUUGGAGCGCCUGGCCCAACCCUAAGCUAACACUGGGCUCAUGACAGCAUGACCUUUGCAACCAUACGGUCACAGAGUGCAGGGAUAGAGCACCACUCAUUGGCCCCGUUCCAAAACUUGACAAUGACAAUCGAUAAGCCAAUUUCACAAAGGGCAGAUUAUUUAAAUAAUUGACUGUUUGUUAAGCCCCGCCCCCCUUAGUUACUGUUAUUACGCCUAUCAAGUUUUUCAAGCUAGCACAGCAUAUAUGCAGUUUACAAUAAUAAUGGGGGAUUUACAAUUACAUGUUUUUUUACAAUUACACAAUAUGUCAUCUAUUUCACAUGGAGGUAAACAAAAGCAGGCUUCUCAUUUAUAGCAUAUGACAAUGUCAAUUUUGUCGGCUGAAAUGACAACUGGCAGAUUUUAUUAACUGCAGUUAGCUAGCAUUAGCUAAUUAGCCAACUUUUGAUGCUUCCCAGCUGACUCUCUUUAAAUGAGUCCUGUAAAAAAUAUGUACACAUGAUGGCUACAUACAUAUUUUAAUGCUAAAAGACUGAGGCUUAUGCUAUAUGUCCAAGCAAAAAGUCAGUCGACGAGAUUUGCUGGAGCGAAAAUCAAAUCCAAUAAUGAGCAGGAUAGAGAUGCUAAUGUUAGCCUAAACUCUGACAUAGCAGUAUUUUGGCUCCCACACAGUCGAUGUUCCAGCCCAAUUUAACUUGUAUUAACACAAAAUAACAUAAUAAUGCAGUUAACUAAUUAUAUGCUCCUUGGCUUUAAAAUAAUGCUCAGUUACUACUGGUAGUAAGCUAGUCAGCCAGAUAUGCAAAUGUUUGCAGCUUACAUUGGUGUUUUUGGUUUUGGUACGGCUAAAAAAUUUUUUUUUAAAAAACCCUCCAAACUCUGUAUAUACGAGGUAUCUUACUACAGCCUCACGCACACCGCUUCAACCUGCUGUGCCUUGUUCCUGUUUGAAGAAGGGUUUAGCAAACAGUCAAUUGGGUUAUUAUUUAGUAAGUCAAGGAUGCAGUUUUAAGUAUUGGAAUGGGGCCUAUACGCAAUACGUUUAGAGGCACUAAAAUCUGUGUUUUGUGUUUUUCCCUUGUGAUAUGGUAUGACCCAGAGCAUUUUUGAUUUGGGUGUUAAAUAGAUCAAAUAACCUAACCUCUCUUGUGAAAAAAUAUAAAAUAUAUGGACAUGAGAAAGGUCCGACAGGAGUGUGCGUGUGUGUGGGGGGUUUUUAGAGAAAGUCUUAACACACAAUCAUCUAGAAUUGAAAUAUUUUCUUUUUGCACAAAAAUCCAUAAAAACCUAAUGCAUUGCAAAGCCAAGAUGUAUGUUUCAUUGUACUGUAUGGCUGUUGAAAGGAGUGAGUUUAUGGUAAGUUAUCCCUUUAAAUUAUUAUAAACUAUGACAACCAAAGAGUCAGUCAUCUCUCCCCUUGUCUUCCAGAUGAGUGCUAUAAAGCUGUUGUAAAGUACAAUGUUGGUAUUUGCAAUGUUUCAUUUACUUUUAAGCUAUGUGUGCAAUAAUGGAUGGAAUUAUGAAGUAAAGGAAUCAGUUGAACCUAAACCUACUUCCAUGCCAUCAGACAAAAACGAUCCAUCUGCUGGAAUUUAAAAAGUAAAAGUCUUGGACUGAUACAAUUUAAAUACAAAAGACAAGAAAGCAUAUUUAACCGUUUAGUUAGCAGGGUGUGUAUAAUAUAUAUAUAUAUUGUGGUUACUGCACUGUGAAACUGUUAGUAUAAGUAUAAAAACAACCAUGUUAAUGUAUUAGGCUCAUUUCCACAACUGUGGUGCUGUUAAGGUGUCUAAAGGGCCUAAGUGUGUUACCCAGUUAUCAUUCACAUGGCAAGAUAUUUCCGAUAUGUUUUCAAAUGGUACAUGCAUUGAUGUUUUUUUCUGCCAGCAGAGGCAUUUGUUUUAAUGUGUUAAUGUGUCUGAUUUUGUCUCUGAAACGGUUGAAAAUAAAGACGAUCAUAGUUGGGUGGAAA